ACGUGGGAUAUUUGUAAAGCAAGUCUCCUAGAAGGUUUGGGCCUUGGGGACUCUUUAUUGUUUAAGUUAGGGGAGUAAAAAAAUAAAAAAACAGAGAAAAUUGAACCAUAAAAAAAAUUGAUUAAACUGAUUAGAAUGUUUAAAAAUAUUCGGUUCGGUUUAAUUUUGCAAGUUUGAAAUCAAAAAACCAAACUAAAUCGAAAAAAUAAACUAAACCGAAAAAAACCGAACCAAAUUAAAACCAAACCCAUUAGAAAAAUCCAAAAAAACUUCAAAAAACAAUAUAAUUUUUUAUUUUUAAUAUAAAAUAACCGAACCUUAACCGAACCGAACGAAAAUCUCUUUACCACAAUUAAAAAGUGUUGUAUCAAAGAGAAAUUCUUAUCUUAAAACCUCAACACCAUUUUAACAUGUGGCCCAAGGGAACAUUUUAGAAAAAUCCAAUUAUCAACGGUUAGAUCACAAUGAGCAACAGCUUUAUGUAUCUACUAGACAAUGAUGAACUUGGGAAAACUGCUAAAUACAUCACCGAGCAGGACAACGACAGCUCAAUGUCCCUGCACUAGCAACAAUGGCACUUCUUUCAUUACUAUAUAAUCCCUUUUGUUUCAGUCAGUUUGUUAAAACUAAACCUGCUUUUUAUCUUAUAAUGCAAAAUUGAAGGUCGUCGUCGUCUCUUUCAAUCAGCUGUGCUAAGACAGCUUGCUUACUAGCUUCAUUGCCUCGUCGGUCAUAUAACACAGAUAAACAGAAUAUAAUCAGAUACUUUUUCAGCAGAUUUGCUGUCCAUAUUUCACGUUGUCUAAAAAUACACUUUAGGUAACAUUUAUGAGGUAAGCAGAUGACUAACCAAAUUCCAGAAGAAAAACAAAUUUCCCAGAUGGAAUCAGAGUUUUCUUAUUCAUACAUUUCUUUUUCUGGAUAUAUAACAAACUAACUUUGCCCAAAUAUAGGUCAUGGCCCAAGAUACUUAUUUGCAAGUAUGAUUCAUGACAGCUUGUGGACAGACACCAUCAAUAUUAAUUGUUUUCAGAUUGCAAGUACAGAUUGGUCUUCAAGAAAAAGGAAAUAAAUUUGAAAUAUAUGGCAGAGAUUAAAAAAACAAAAAACACUGAUGUUCCUCUAAAUACUUCGAGAAAAAAAACAAGGACGUGUAAAAGUGGUGCAAAGGCACUAGUAAUUAAAUUUGAAUUCUCAGCCAGUAGCGAAAGCUGUUUUAAGGUACCGGCGAUGCAACGAAGAGGAUUGGUCUCCUGACUUGGAAGGGUGCCAGAGGAUGCUGGAGGAUAUCCUGGUACAACCGAAAAAAAGAAUUUUGGAUCAACCAUAAUUUUUCCUUCAUUUUCAAGAGACUGGUUCCUCUCAACAACUACUAGCCACCUGUUAUGUGUCUUUCACUUUCACGAUAUUCUAUCUUCUUGUUCUUCGUAUUCUUGGCUACUUCCUGUUAUGAGCCUUAGAUUUCCAUGGAAAAUCCAAGAUUUCAAAAUUUGAAGCUUGUGUUCGUUGUAUAAUGCUUCUUGGUUUUUGUCUUGAGACUCGGGGUUCUCGUGGCUGCUGCUGAUGAGUUUGAUGAGUCGAACAAAGGUGAUGGUUAUGAUUCUGGAGUCACAGAAGAAGAACAGAUUGAUGAUAAUAGCACUAUUGAUUAUGGUGCUUAUGCUGCCAGCUCUAAUGGUGUUGGAAUGGAUCGGGAAAUAUCCGAGCUCUGCAAUAGCUAUAUGAGUAGUUUUCUUCCUCCACCAUACAAUAACAUAUCAAACAUGAUCUGCAGACCAGUUUGGAAUAUUUUUCUGUUGAGGGUAAAUUUUGAUGAUUUAUUUUUCUUUGAUCUCUUUGUAUCUAUACAUGGGUAUGGCCUAGUGUCAUCAUCUUGUGCAUGCAGUAUCACGAGAAAGAAGAUAAUGUAGUGAAUUCUAUAUUAUCUGCUGUAUACACAACCGGAUGGGUGGCAAUGGGGUUUUCAAAAGAUGGAAUGAUGGUUGGAUCCACUGCUAUGGUGGGCUGGUUUAAUAGGAAAGGACAAGCAAGAAUCAAAGAGUCUUGCUUGCAAGUUACUAGGCCAUCACAGACAGAGGAAGCAGGUGAAUUGGACCUCACAAAAGUUCCACCUGCUGUUGUGAUUCAUGGGGCUAUGAUUUACUCGGUAUUUCAAGCUAAGUUUGAAAACCCUCUCACUUCCCAACCAAUUAUAUUGCCUUUUGGAGCCAGGAAUCCCAAUCACUACCGCCUAUCAUCACAUGAUGACAAGACGACCAUUCUUUUCGACUUCACUGCAGGUUCUAUGUCUAAAGCACGUAUAAAUCCUGGGAAGAUGAAGAAGAAUCAUGGGGUAUUAGGUACCCUGGCAUGGGGUCUCUUCCUUCCUAGUGGGGCAAUUGUUGCAAGAUACUUGAAGCAUAAAGAACCACCCUGGUAUUAUCUACAUGCGGGUAUUCAAUUUCUGGGGUUUCACUUGGGGCUUGCCAUUGUGAUUCCUGGACAACAACUCGGCAAUAAGAUUAAUGCCAAUACAUCACAUAAAGGCAUGGGGAUUUUUGCUCUCACUCUUAGUGUUCUUCAGAUAUUGGCUUUCUUUCUAAGGCCAAAGAGAGAUGCCAAGAUCUGCAAGGGCUGGAAAUGGUACCACCAUUGGUUUGGAAGGAUUGCCCUCUUCUUUGGAGCCUUCAAUAUUGUGUUGGGAAUCCAUUUAGGAGCUGCAGGGAUGUCAUGGAAGAUAGGCUUUCGUUUUCUAAUCACUAACGAAACGUUGUCUUGGUUGAGGAGAUCAGAGAACACUAAUCCACCUGAGACCUUCCAAAUGAAUCCAAUUCAAUUACAUUUUAGAGGGCUAGAAAGCCAUGUCCAGCUAUUUUCUGGUUCAAUCUUGGACCUAGCCAGGACCAGAUUAUUAAAACUAUCUUACAAAGCUGUUGACUAUUGGCAAUUUCAGUAGUGUUGGCUGGAUGAAUUGUUAAACAGCUGGAUGAUUGUUCGUCAAGUUGGAGCAACCGGCAGGUUUUCUGGGCCAAAAACCCAGUUACUGUACAAAUCGAAGUAGUUGAUGGGACAUCCAUGUUGAAGGAUUUCCUUGUUGUGAGGAAAGGCUAGGUUUGGCAUGUUUUUUUGAUAUUUCGAAUCUGCGGGUUGCCCUGUCUUCUAUAGUGUUUGGCAAUUUAAAAUUUGCAAAGAAAAUGUAGAGAUUUUUCACUCUUUUUUUUUUAAAAAAA
This is a messenger RNA of Populus nigra (black poplar), 3209 nucleotides long. RefSeq names its product cytochrome b561 and DOMON domain-containing protein At3g61750. NCBI's taxonomy places the organism in Eukaryota, Viridiplantae, Streptophyta, Magnoliopsida, Malpighiales, Salicaceae. The record is from RefSeq and is a predicted model, not a curated record.